AUGGCUACUGAUUAUCUGUGGUUUGAGGGAAUUCCUCUCCUCAACAACAGAACCAGUACUGAAAUCUUAAAAUCCUUGCGGGAUGAAUUUGUGGUGAGGGACAGAGAUGUCAUUACACUUGCUUACCCAAAAUCAGGAAUCAAUUGGAUGAUAGAGAUCAUCAGUCUCAUCCACUCCAAGGGAGAUCCCCACUGGGUCCAAUCUGUUUUAACCUGCAAUCGGUCACCAUGGAUAGAAAUAACAGAGGGACACAAAAGUGUAAAGAAUCAGAAAGAUCCACGGAUAUAUUCCUCACACCUCCCAAUUCAAUUAUUUCCUAAGUCAUUCUUCAAUUCCAAGGCUAAGGCUAUUUACUUACUCAGAAAUCCCAGAGAUGUUAUUACUUCUGGUUAUUAUUUCUUCAGAGCACUGAAAUGCGUCAAGAAUCCAGAGUUUUUUGAACAAUACUAUGAAUGGUUUCUCCAGGGCGAUGUGCCAUAUGGAUCUUGGUUUGACCAUAUUCACGGCUGGAUGUCAAUGAGAGGAAAAGAGAAUUUCCUGGUAAUUUCAUAUGAGGAGCUGCAUCAGGAUAUAAGGGCCAGUAUAGAGAGGAUCAGCCAGUUCUUGGGCAAGAAGCUGAGCUCAGAUGAACUCAACUCGGUCCUGAAGAACGUAUCCUUCGAGGUCAUGAAAGAUAAUAAAAUGAGCAAUUUCUCCCUAGUACCAGAUGAGAUAAUGGAUCACAGCAAAGGGAAAUUAUUGAGAAAAGGAAUCACUGGAGAUUGGAAAAACCAUUUCACGGUGGCUCAGAGUGAAGCCUUUGAUAAAAUAUACCAAGAGAAGAUGGGGGUACUUCCUCAAGGGCUUUUCCCAUGGUAAUAAUGGCCUAAUAUUUACAAAUCUGGCUUGAAUACUGACUUCCUCUAUAUACUUCUGCAUGGGAUUGCUUUUAUGAAGCAUAACUUGUAUCAUUGUAUCCUGGAGAAUUUAAGCCUACACUGUAAUGACAUAUUUAAUAAUUGAAAACAACUUAUUACCUUUAUGAAUGUGCCUCUAAAUAUUAUUAAAUGUUUUAAAUAUACACAAUAAAAAUAUUUAAAACUCAUGUAAUUCUUUUACCAGAUUAAAAAAAAAAGUUAAUACUUCCCCAUUUUGAGAACUUAUUUAUUUUAUUGUACUUUAAAUGAAGGUUUACAGAACAAACUAGUUUCUCAUUAAACACUACACAUAUUGUUUUAUGACUUUAGUUAACAAUGCCACGACAUGUCAACACUCUCCCUUCUCAACUUUGGGUUCCCUAUUACCAGCUUUCCUGUCCC
Messenger RNA from Loxodonta africana (African savanna elephant), 1298 nucleotides. Its product is annotated as sulfotransferase 2A1-like. Bases 1 to 858 code for a protein of 285 amino acids. Gene Ontology annotation, biological process: sulfation. Gene Ontology annotation, molecular function: sulfotransferase activity. The transcript has 6 exons. The record is from RefSeq and is a predicted model, not a curated record. Gene Ontology annotation, cellular component: cytoplasm. Lineage: Eukaryota; Metazoa; Chordata; Mammalia; Proboscidea; Elephantidae.